CCCUUUCUGGUGCUUCUUCUUUCUUCUUCUUCCCUCUUCCUCUCCUCUCCUAGGGUUAGGAAAUUGCUAUGGUGAUUUGAGACCUUGUGCUACAAAUUGGAUAGGAAAGGAGGCCCUCUCCUCCUUGUGCCCUCCGGGUUUUUCUUUCCUUCUUGAUUUCUACUAGAUUUUUCGAGUCCCAUUGUGUCUGUUCGUUCGUUGACUUGCAGGAGUUUUGAGCCUCGACACUCGGCGUACAGCGGCCUGGCCGCGCAUGCGCCAGGUAGGGCACACCCCCAGCGCAGGCCUUAGGCGGUGGCGGCCAUCGCAUUUCUGCCUGGGAGUGCCAAGUGCGGUCAACGGGCAGGAGGCCCACGAGCGCACGGCGGUGGCCACCCGCAUGGCACUCUGCGCUCGCCCGGUGUAAAUGAUGCAGUGGCGGGGGUAAGCUGCCAGACGCGCAGCACGGCAGCAAGCAGUUAGCGGCGCUCGGCCCAGUUCUAAGGCGGCGGCGCGGCACUAGAGUGAACUUCAAGCGGCACUGGUGGGGCAGCGACUCCAGCCCGCAGCAGCAGUGUCCGUUUUUCUUGUGCAGGAAGAUGGAUUGGGUGCAUGUGUGCGAGAUCGCGGCCUCGAUCGAGCUCGCUCUUCAUCAGCAAAAUUGCACCCACAAGGUGUACGAUAGAAUGUCUCACUAGGUUUUUCUUUUUCGGUUGUUUUUGCUAGAAUUGUUUUAGGCUCUAGUUGAGUAGCUUGUCAUGUUCUAGUGUUGCCCUCUAGCCAUAGUCUCUUAGUUCUAACACUAGAUUUUUUUCAUGCUCUAGGUUCAAUUAAUUUCCUGCUUAAUUAAAACCUGAAAAGGCAAAACAAAAAUUAGCUAAGUUGUGCAUGUGUUAGCUAAAUAUCAUUCCAGUAUUUCAUAUUUUUGUUUCUCUGUGUCCUAACCCCUCUUUGCUCGAGUACUUGAGAUGUUUUCUUUUCGGUGAUUUUUCUCUGAUCGGUUUUUAUGUGUUUGUGCGAGUGCGCGAGUUUCAUGUGUGCUUUUCACCACUUUGCUAGUGUGUUCUGACUCCUGUGGGUGAGUAUUCCUAGUACCGAUAGCCAUCCUGAGUUAUGCGAUACUGAUACUCACUGUUUGAGGUGUGUCGGGUGUAAUUGGGACUUUUUCUCUCUGGUUUUUGGAAAUUGGAUUUGAGGCUCCCAUUCACCCCUCCCCUUUGGUCGCCUAUUCGGUCCUUCAAUUGGUAUCAGAGCCGGUUAAGGAUCAUUCCACCUUAAACGGUUCUUGAUCCGUGAAGGCGACAUGGAACGAGGUUCAAAAAUGUUGCCGUACUUUGAUGGAACAAAUUAUCCCUAUUGGAAGAUUCACAUAUCUGCAUAUCUCCAUAGCAUCAGCUCAUGUGUUUGGGAGAUUUGUGAGGACGAACACUAUGAGGUUCUUGCUGCUCGUGUUAUUCAGGAGCAAAUUGACCAUUAUGAGGAAAAUAGCAAGGCUCGUAAUGCGAUCUUUUCUUGCCUUUUGCCUACUGAAUUUGAUCGUGUUUCUCACCAUGCUACGGCUCAGGAGAUCUGGAAAACUCUUGAAAAAUAUCAUGAGACGUACAGAUGUGAGUAUGAGAACUUUGUUCAAUUGCCUGGAGAGUCGGUCGAUUUGAAGUUUUCUCGGUUUUAGGUGAUUGUGAACAAAAUGCGGACAAACAAGCUGCAACUACCCUAUGAUGAUCAUGAAAGAGCACUUAAGCUUCUACACACUCUAGAUUAGAGGGUUUGGGAAGUGAAGGUUUCGACAAUUCUUGAGUCAGCCAACUAUGAAACGCUCACUGAGGACGAACUGUACAGCAAGCUCAAGUCAACUGAGAUUGAUCACUAGACUCAAGCCAAGCUCGAUAACCCUUCUGCUCAGACCAUGGCGUUGGUCACAGAGGAACAACUAGAGGUACUUGUAGAUGAUGAGCUAGCGUUGAUCAUCAACUGGUUCUUGCGGUUUCACAACAAUCGUAUGAACAGUCGGCGUGGUGGUCAGAAGGAGGGAUGCUUCGGAUGUGGCGGCCUCGACCACUUCAUCGCCCACUGCCCCAACAAAGACAAGCAUCAACCCACCAAGCCCAAGGACAAACACGAGUACACCUACACCAAGAACAAAGACAAGCAUGAGCACACCUCCAACAAGCACAAAUCCAAAGGGAAGCUGGACAAGGAUGCUCUCAAGAAGGCCAAGAUUCGAGCGUGCACCUUCCUUCCCUCCACUAGUGGAAAUCGAUGCAUUGGUGACCAACAGUAUUUGUCAUUGUAUGUCCCAAAUUCGUCAUAUUCAGAAAUUCUGUGA
This is a messenger RNA of Panicum virgatum (switchgrass), 2305 nucleotides long. RefSeq lists its product as uncharacterized. Gene Ontology annotation, molecular function: zinc ion binding; nucleic acid binding. The coding region runs from base 1886 to 2305 and encodes 139 amino acids. Lineage: Eukaryota; Viridiplantae; Streptophyta; Magnoliopsida; Poales; Poaceae. The record is from RefSeq and is a predicted model, not a curated record. The transcript is spliced from 2 exons.